Molecule: messenger RNA, 843 nt
Organism: Enterobius vermicularis (human pinworm)
Lineage: Eukaryota; Metazoa; Nematoda; Chromadorea; Rhabditida; Oxyuridae
Source: the annotation of a GenBank genome assembly
UUAAAAAAAGGUAAUAUAAAUGAAACAAAUGAGCAAAAAAAAACGGGUUUUCCUUUGUAUUCUUCAUCAUUAGAAAUGGUGGAUUGUGGAGCAGAUGACUGGAGAGUGGUAAUCACAUGGCAUCGGGUGAUACAAUUUUUCACCGAAAUUGCUCUCUGUAGUGUUUGCCCAUUACCCUAUACGGGAAAACAAAGUUGGACAUUUAUGGAGAAUACUCGAGUUAGCAACAAAAUUCAUCAUAAAGAUGUACCGGUUGAUGUUAUUUUGUCGUUGUUGAUGAUUGGACGUGUUUACUUAGUUGGUCGAUAUAUGGUACUUCACAGUAAACAGUUUCAGGAUGCAUCAACACGUACUUUGGCAGCAUUGAAUAGGAUACAAGUGAAUUUUUCGUUUGUAAUGAAAUCAAUGCUGCAACAACAUCCACUGUCUUUCAUUACGGCAUUUACAUUGGUUUUUUGGGUUGUUACUGCCUGGACAUUUGUACAAGAAGAAGAAACUGUAUUGUUGUAUUCAAAUGCUAUGUGGUUUAUUGCAAUAACUUUCAUGCUAAACGGUUAUGGAGAUAUUGUACCUUAUACACAUGUUGGACGAAUUAUUGCCAUUAUUGGCGCAAUUGUUUCAUCAAUUAUGAUAGCUGUAAUAUCAAAAAAGAUUCUGUUAUCGCAAGGACAAAACAACGUGAAUAAUUUUAUGGAAGAUUCACGGUUAACUCGAGCACAUGAAGAUGCUGCAGCUCGAGUUCUUCAGCAUACCUGGCAUAUACAUAAGUGUUGGACAAGCGGCGAUAACGAUAAUGGCCACUUGAGAAGAUAUCAACGAAAAUUUCUAAGAGCUAUUCACUAG